AUUCAUUAAAACUGAAAAAUGUAUAAUUAAUUAUCCUAACGUCUUUCCAAAGAUUCACAGUAACCCAAACCCGAAAGCCCAGCUUAAUCUCUCUGUCCCUCUCUCUCCUCCCAAAUCUCACCUGACCUACUCUUUUCUUUUCUCUAUCUCUGAAAACCCAGGAAAGCUGUGUGGGUUUUACUGCUGGUGAAGUAAAUUGCAGAAUCCUUCAGAAACCCUUUAUGAGUUCUCCUCUAUUCUGCUCAAAAUCACCUAAAAUCUUGUUUCUUUCCAGGUUUUCAGCCAUGAAAAUGAAGACACAUUACUGCUAAUACAAAAGUUUCUUUCAAGGCAAUGUAGAAGAGAAAGUAGAUUCCUUUGCAGUCUCAGAUGAUGGUGGCUGCAUUUUCUCAUCCACCAACUCCUUCACGGCCCCCUGUUGAAGAACCACAACAAGAAACAAAUACCCAUCAAGAAGAAAGUACAACAAUAACAACAAAAAGGCCUCCUCUCAAGGACAAUGGCUCCAUUAUUACAAGAAAACCCAGAGGUAGACAAGUGUCUUCCAGGUAUUUGUCUCCUUCUCCUUCUUCCACUUCUUCUUCUUCUUCCACUUCUUCUUCAGCAGCAACAACAACAGCAGCCAAAACGACGACAAGAUUUCCUUCACCUCGUAUUUCUCGUUCCAUUACUACUACGGCAACGGGGAACAAAACGACUGCGAGAUUUCCUUCUCCGCUUAUUUCUCGUUCAACAAAUGCUAGUUCUACUUCAACACCGACUUCGACGAUGAUGUCUUCGCUUCCUAAGCGGUCUCAAUCUGUCGACAGGAGGCGGCCCGGGGGUCAAGUGUCACAAGGAAACAAUGUUAAUGUCACGGAAUUGUCAGCUGCUACCAAGAUGUUGAUUACUUCAACGAGAAGUUUGUCCGUUUCGUUUCAAGGUGAGGCAUUUUCUCUACCGAUUAGUAAGACAAAGGCUCAAGUGGGUUCUACUUUGACUAGGAAAGCAACUCCUGAAAGGCGUAGAGCUACUCCUGCAAGAGAUCAUGAGGAGAAUUUGAAGCCGGUGGAUCAGUAUCGCUGGCCUGGGCUAACCCGGCAAGGGAAUUCUGGUUCGAAUCCGUUAUCUAGGAGUUUGGAUUGUAGCGUUGAAAGGAAGAUGUUUGGAUCUGGUGCAAUGCUGGCUAAGUCAUUGCAACAAUCAAUGAUGCUUGAUGAGAGUAAUAGCAGGGUUUCGUUGGAUGGUAGUAAUACGUUGAGUUUGGAUUUGGGAAGUGCUGCUGAGUUGUUAAAAGAAGCUAAUAAACAAAACCCAGAUGUCAAUUUUGUAAAUGAGGCUUCUUGUGUCUCUUGUGAUCUCACUGCAUCCGAUACAGAUAGUUUGUCUUCCGGGAGCACCAAUUCUGGAAUGCAAGAAUGUGGAGGAAGUGGCAUUUCGAAAGGGAGGAGUGGCCCCCGUAAUAUUUUUGUGUCUGCAAGGUUUUGGCAGGAAACUAACAGCCGGUUAAGGCGGUUACAGGACCCGGGUUCACCUUUGUCUGCAAGCCCUGGGUCUAGAAUUGGUGCUCCAGCUAAGUUCAGUCAAUCAAAAAGGUUUUCUAGUGAUGGUGCAGUGUCUUCUCCGCGGACAAUGGCUUCUCCUAUUAGGGGAGGUACAAGACCUGCUUCUCCUAGUAAGCUUUGGACAUCUUCAGCUUCAUCUCCAUUGAGGGGGUUAAGCCCUGCUCGGGUGAGAAACGCAGUUGGUGGUCAGAUGAUUGGUAAUUCUGUUAAUACCCCUUCAAUUCUUAGCUUUUCUGUUGAUAUUCGGAGAGGAAAGAAGGGGGAGGAUCGGAUUGUUGAUGCUCACAUGUUGAGGCUUCUUUAUAACCGUUACUUGCAAUGGAGAUUUGCGAAUGCAAGGGCAGACGCUACUUUCAUGGUGCAGAAAACGAGUGCAGAGAAAAUUCUGUGGAAUGCAUGGGUAACAACAUCAGAACUGAGGCAUUCUGUCACCCUUAAGAGAAUCAAGUUGUUAUUGCUGAGGCAAAAAUUGAAAUUGACUUCCAUCCUGAAGGGACAAAUAGCUCACUUAGAAGCAUGGGUGCUCCUCGAAAGAGACCACUCUAGUUCUUUGCUAGGAGCAACUGAAGCUUUAAAGGCCAGUACACUUCGUCUUCCAAUUGUUGGAAAAGCAAUAGCAGAUACCCAAAAUCUAAAGGAUGCUGUCAGUUCAGCUGUUGAUGUGAUGCAGGCAAUGGCAUCCUCAAUAUGCACGCUAUCAUCAAAGGUAGAAGAAAUUAAUUCUUUAGUAGCCGAACUUGUGAGUGUGACUGCAAAGGAAAGGGUUUUGCUUGAACAAUGUAAACAUUUUUUGUCCACGUUAGCAGCCAUUCAGGUUAAAGACUGUAGCAUGAGGACACAUAUAAUACAACUAAAUCGUGUAUCCACUACCAGCAGCCUGACAACACAUGUUUAGUACUGAUGUUAUGUGACUACUCACCCUAAAUGCUAACAUUACUCCCAAGCUCACGUUUUUCCAAUGGAUGGAGGCGGCACUGGACAAAAUACGAGCAGAUUGAAGAUAGCUAGGUUUUGCUUCUCGUUUUAGCAGUUUGGAACCAGUUGUUGUCUUCUAUGAUCACGAAUGUAAUUUUUGCAUCUGAAGAUUAGAGUAAGUGGCUUUUCUUCUUAACUGAUAUCUGUAUACGAGAACUCUUUUAGGUAGAAGAAAGCAAUUUAUAUGUAAAUAUGUAAGUUCAUCUGAUAACAGAUUAUCAUGAAUUUCUUGGUCAACUUUGAUUAAUUAUCCAAGUAUGAUCUUGUUGAUGCUUGCUAAAUCAAAGACUAUUCAAUUUCCAUUUUCUCGAAAUGCAUUGAACUGCAUUCGCAUGAUGUAUUAUGUGUAGGCAAGAAUGCGUGCAAGAACAGGAAUCCUG
Molecule: messenger RNA, 2899 nt
Organism: Durio zibethinus
Lineage: Eukaryota; Viridiplantae; Streptophyta; Magnoliopsida; Malvales; Malvaceae
Product: QWRF motif-containing protein 2-like
Biological process (GO): spindle assembly
Cellular component (GO): nuclear microtubule; cytoplasm
Molecular function (GO): microtubule binding
Source: RefSeq, a predicted model, not a curated record